This is a messenger RNA of Fonsecaea multimorphosa CBS 102226, 1590 nucleotides long. RefSeq lists its product as uncharacterized. Gene Ontology annotation, molecular function: dolichyl pyrophosphate Glc1Man9GlcNAc2 alpha-1,3-glucosyltransferase activity. The record is from RefSeq and is a predicted model, not a curated record. The coding region runs from base 1 to 1590 and encodes 529 amino acids. NCBI's taxonomy places the organism in Eukaryota, Fungi, Ascomycota, Eurotiomycetes, Chaetothyriales, Herpotrichiellaceae. Gene Ontology annotation, cellular component: endoplasmic reticulum membrane. Gene Ontology annotation, biological process: protein N-linked glycosylation. The transcript has 4 exons.
AUGGCGUCUGCCGUUUCGACAACCUUGAACCAACUUCGUGACAAUACUCCUAUUAUCCCUGAGCCGACGGCAAAGGCCAGAAAGCCAGGGCAUGAUCAAUGGCCUUCCUUACUGCAGACAGCCAUUGUAGCUGGUGCUUUGAAGAUUUUACUAUUCCCGGCCUAUCGGUCAACAGACUUUGAAGUUCAUCGAAAUUGGCUGGCCAUCACUCAUUCAUUGCCUGUGAGAAAAUGGUACUACGAGGCUACAUCAGAGUGGACAUUGGACUAUCCCCCGGCAUUUGCGCUGUUUGAAUGGCUUCUGUCCCAGCCUGCUGCCCUGAUCGACGCCGGGAUGGUCCAAGUUCAAAACCUUAAUUAUGAUUCCUGGGCCACCAUAUACUUCCAGCGAAGCUCCGUCAUCAUCACAGAACUGCUGCUCGUCUACGCUUUGCACAAGUAUAUGGAGUCCUCACCUGCCGCAACACGCCGUCAAAGUCAUGCUGUGGCCCUUUCGAUCCUGCUCUCUCCGGGGUUCUUGAUCAUCGACCACAUCCACUUCCAAUACAAUGGCUUUCUCUACGGUAUCUUAAUUCUGUCCGUCGUCUUUGCAAGGAAAGAGUCGACGUUGCUUUUGAGCGGGGUCCUGUUCGCCUUGCUUUUAUGCUUCAAGCACAUUUACCUUUACCUGGCGCCCGCCUAUUUUGUCUACCUCCUCCGGAGCUAUUGUUUGAACCCGAAGAACAUGUUCCAGCCCCAGUUUGCAAACACCCUCAAACUCGGGACAAGCAUUAUUGGCAUUUUUGGAGCAGCAUUCGGGCCAUUCGCGGCCUGGGGUCAGCUCGACCAACUUAGGGGCCGGCUGUUUCCAUUUGCGCGAGGACUUUGUCACGCGUAUUGGGCACCCAACGCCUGGGCAAUUUACUCGUUCGUGGAUCGGGUGCUGAUACUUGGUGCGCCUUACCUUGGCCUAAGGGUUGACCAAAAUGCUGUGAACAGUGUUACCCGGGGCUUAGUCGGAGACACUUCCUUCGCCGUCUUACCAGACAUCACGGCUCGACAGUGUUUCGGACUUACAUUGGCCUUCCAGACCAUCGCGUUGACCAAAUUGUGGUUUGCGCCCAGCUGGGAUACCUUCGUCGGAGCUCUCACCCUCUGUGGGUACGCGUCCUUCUUAUUUGGCUGGCACGUCCAUGAGAAGGCGAUUCUACUGGUCAUCAUUCCUUUCAGUCUGCUGGCCAUCAAAGACCGAUCAUACCUCGCGAGCUUCCGGCCUUUGGCAGUAGCGGGGCAUGUGUCUCUAUUUCCGCUUCUCUUCACCGCAGCGGAGUUCCCGGUUAAGGUGGCAUAUACAAUAGCUUGGCUGAUGAUUUUCCUCUACGCCUUUGGCCAGUUAGCACCAGCUCCCACGCGGAGACGAGUUUUCUUGUUGGACCGGUUUGCCCUGCUUUAUAUUGCUGUAUCGGUCCCCUUGAUGGCAUACUGUUCAUUGCUGCAUCGAGUGGUUUUUGGGGAGAGAUAUGAAUUCAUGCCCUUGAUGUUCAUUAGCACAUACUCGGCAAUUGGAGUGCUAGGCUCGUGGCUUGGGUUCAUGGUCUGCUAUUUGUCUUGA